This is a messenger RNA of Jaminaea rosea, 756 nucleotides long. Its product is annotated as cleavage and polyadenylation specific factor 5. Gene Ontology annotation, cellular component: mRNA cleavage factor complex. The record is from RefSeq and is a predicted model, not a curated record. The transcript is spliced from 4 exons. Bases 62 to 676 code for a protein of 204 amino acids. Lineage: Eukaryota; Fungi; Basidiomycota; Exobasidiomycetes; Microstromatales. Gene Ontology annotation, molecular function: mRNA binding.
CUUCACUCCUUCUCGAAAAGCUCCCUCGAACCAUUCACUCAACCCUCUGAGAUCGCCCAACAUGGCGUCUCCCAUCAUCACUCUGCAGCCACUGAGCGCUUACACCUUUACUACGAAGGCGCCGCAGCCCGAGGAGGACCCCUCCGUCUCGGCCCGCCUGCAACGCCUUCAGAACAACUACGAAGACUUCGGCAUGAGACGCUCUACAGAAGCUGUACUCCUCGUCCACGAACAUGGCCAUCCGCACGUCCUCUUGAUCCAGGUGGCUUCCUCGUUCUGGAAAUUGCCAGGAGACUACUUGCGUCCGGGCGAGGAUGAGAUCCAAGGGUUGAGCGAUCGACUGGACGAGAGGCUGAUGCCUGAUGACGGGAUGGACGGUGGAGAAGAGAGCGGCAGAGGUGGAUGGGAUAUCAGUGAUUGCAUUGCUACAUGGUGGAGGCCGAGCUUUGAGACUUUCAUGUAUCCUUACAUCCCACCGCACAUCACCAAGCCAAAAGAGUGCAAGAAGCUCUACCUCGUACAGCCUCCGCCGAAAGCAACCUUCGCCGUCCCCUCGAAUCUCAAGCUACUCGCCAUCCCCCUCUGCGACCUCUACGACGGCUCGAACCGCUUCGGAGCUCAGCUAGCGGCUAUCCCGCAUCUGCUCAGUCGAUACCAGUUUGUUUGUCAGGACUGAGACGUGCACAACACAGCAGGCUGGUUCGCUCCACAAUUUAGAUGUAAUUGUACGCUUGAUAAAAGACCCAGACUAGGACG